GUGAGAAAUGUCUGCCUGAUCUUCCAUACGAUGCCACCACCAAUUAUGAGAAGGAGAAUGAGAUAAUGCAGACUCACGUGAUAGACCAGGCCAUUAAUAAUGCCAUCAGUUACCUGGGGGCAGAGUCCUUGCGACCCCUGGUCCAGACACCACCAGGUGGUUCUGAGGUGGUGCCUGUCAUUAGCCCCAUGUAUCAGCUCCACAAAUCUCUUGGGGACAGUCAGGCUCGCUCCAACCACACAGCUCAGGACAGCGCAGUGGAAAACUUGUUGCUGCUUUCCAAAGCCAAAUCUGUCUCCUCCGAAAGAGAUGCCUCUCCCAGCAACAGCUGCCAAGACUCAACAGAUACAGAGAGUAAUAACGACGAACGCAGUGGUUUAAUCUACCUGACAAACCACAUAGGACCUCAUGCUAGAAAUGGCAUCUCUAUAAAAGAAGAAAACAGGCAAUAUGAUGUCCUGAGGGCAGGUACUGACAAUUCCCAGGAUGCUUUCAAAGUGAUCAGCAGCAAUGGGGAGCAAGUGAAAGUUUACAAGUGCGAACACUGUCGAGUCCUUUUCUUGGAUCAUGUGAUGUAUACGAUCCAUAUGGGCUGCCAUGGGUUCCGUGAUCCUUUUGAAUGCAACAUGUGUGGCUACCACAGCCAGGACAGGUACGAAUUCUCUUCUCACAUAACUCGAGGGGAGCACCGUUUCCACAUGAGUUAAAGCUCCUUGGGCACAGACCCCUCUGCAACAGCUGCUGUUACUGGAGCUGCAUGAGCCACGACAGCAAGAAAGCACAAGUCAGCUGGACAGUAAAAGUAACAAGAGAACCAAAAGUUCAGUUAUCUUCUCCCACAAGAAAAGAUUUUUCAUUUUAGUAGCAUGCAUUGCAACUCGUUUUCUAAAAUGAGUACUGAAGUUUUUACCGAAAAUGUUUGAUCACCAAAAACCUUUAGUAAUGUAAGUAGGAGAUUUUAUAGUCACGUAAGUGAAAGCCCUUCCCUUAACUGAUGCUUCUUGUAAACCUCCUUUGUCAAAACUGUUAACCAUGCGCAGGAUGCACCACACGGACAAGGAUGCAACAGGGAGACGUGGUAAAGCUUUCUCUCAGCUCCCUGAACACAGGGCUCUUACACCAGAUGUAUUU
Molecule: messenger RNA, 1131 nt
Organism: Merops nubicus (carmine bee-eater)
Lineage: Eukaryota; Metazoa; Chordata; Aves; Coraciiformes; Meropidae
Gene: IKZF1
Product: IKAROS family zinc finger 1 (Ikaros)
Exons: 1
Biological process (GO): regulation of transcription by RNA polymerase II
Cellular component (GO): nucleus
Molecular function (GO): RNA polymerase II transcription regulatory region sequence-specific DNA binding; DNA-binding transcription factor activity
Source: RefSeq, a predicted model, not a curated record